AUGACACCUCAAGUUGAGCGCGUGCAUCCCCUGCGUGCAUUGAGCGAGAAUGAAAUCCUCAAGGCUUCCGCCAUUGCCAAGCGAAUCUUUCAAGAAAAGAUCAAUGACGCACAAAAGGAGAUUCGGUUCAAGCACAUUACACUCUCUGAGCCUCCCAAGUCCUUCCUGAUGCCAUAUUUGGAUGCUGAAAUGCGCUCAAAUAGGGACGAAGUCAUCAAGUUCAACCACGUCAUCUUAUCCCACCCUGAGGUUUUGGCUGCCAUCAGCAAGUUGGGAUUACACCCUGACAUGACCGUUCAAUGCGACACUUGGCCGUUUGGAGCAGAUAAAGACUGCAGCUCGAGUACUCCGCGUCUGGUCCAGGCUAUGCUUUACGCUCGCGCCUCGCACAACCAUCCGGAGAGUAAUCAGUAUUCGUUUCCUCUUCCGAUUUCGCCUGUCAUCGAUUCGGCUGAUUUCAGACUCAUUCGUAUCGAUCCUCUUCCUACCGGCGGCAUUGAAGAUGGGGCAGCCUGUUUCACAGCACCAGACGCUCCUCUCGCCCAUUGUGUUGAGAAUGAAUAUCAUCCAGAUCUCUUGAAUGUCAAGCUUCGUGACGAUCUCAAACCAUUGAUAAUUCAACAGCCCGAGGGGCCUAGCUACAAAGUCGAAGACGGGAAUUGCGUAUCUUGGCAGAAAUGGAAACUCCGCGUCGGCUUCAACUGGCGCGAGGGUAUGACCAUUCAUGAUGUGAGAUACGACGGGCGAAAACUGUUUUACCGACUCAGCAUGAGUGAGAUGACUGUGCCGUACGGCGACCCGAGAUUUCCCUACCAUCGCAGACAGGCAUUCGAUCUUGGUGAUGCUGGUGCGGGCCUGACAGCAAAUAACUUGAGCCUUGGCUGCGACUGCUUGGGAUCUAUUACCUACUUCGAUGCAUUACUGACCGAUUCGGCUGGAGAGCCCUACGCAGCUCCCAAUGUCAUUUGUCUACACGAGGAGGACGGAGGCAUUGGAUGGAAGCAUACCAAUGCUAGGACGGACGUCGCUGCAGUCACGCGCGCUCGCAUUCUCGUUCUCCAGAGUAUCAUCACGGUUGGGAAUUAUGAAUAUGCGUUUUCUUGGCACUUUUGGCAGAACGGGAAUAUCGAAUUUGAGACCAGAGCAACUGGAAUUCUUGCUACAAGUCUCAUCGACGAAGGAAAGACAAGCCACUGGGGCAAUGUUGUUUCUCCAGGCGUCUUGGCAGCUAACCACCAGCACCUUUUCUGCCUGCGCGUCGAUCCCAUGAUUGAUGGUCUCGAGAAUACUGUCGUCCAAGAGGAGUCUAUCCUAUGUGCUGACGCCGAGGAGAACCCAUAUGGCAAUGCAUGGAAAUUGAGCAAGACCUACGUGGAGAAGAGUGGUUUCAUGGAUGCUGCUCCCGAGAAGAACCGAGUCUUCAAGAUCGUCAACGAGAAGAAGCUCAAUCCGAUUUCCAAAAACCCCGUCGGCUUCAAGAUUGUGCCGCAGCCGGCACAGCUGCUCAUAGCUCACAAGGAUUCAGUUGUUCGCAAGCGCGCCCGCUUCGCAGAACACCAUGCCUGGGUGACUAGAUAUCGGGAUGGCGACCUCUGGGCUGGUGGCAAAUGGACAAACCAAAGCAUGAUAGAAAAGAAUGGUGUUGCCGACUACGCGGCGAGGAAUGAGAAUGUCCGCGGCGAGGAUUUGGUCUUCUGGACUAUUUACGGACUGACGCAUAACCCUCGCGUCGAGGAUUACCCUGUCAUGCCGGUCGAGAUCGUCACCGUUACACUCAAGCCGGCGGAUUUCUUCGAUCGCAAUCCUGCUCUUGACGUUCCGCCUAGCACUCAAGCUGUUAACAAAAGUGUUUUGGUGGCCCCAGGCGGCCCUCCAAGGGCGGAUGAACAAGUCGUCUGUUGUCGAUAA
Messenger RNA from Ilyonectria robusta, 1908 nucleotides. RefSeq names its product copper amine oxidase. Gene Ontology annotation, biological process: amine metabolic process. Gene Ontology annotation, molecular function: copper ion binding; primary methylamine oxidase activity; quinone binding. The record is from RefSeq and is a predicted model, not a curated record. The coding region runs from base 1 to 1908 and encodes 635 amino acids. NCBI's taxonomy places the organism in Eukaryota, Fungi, Ascomycota, Sordariomycetes, Hypocreales, Nectriaceae. The transcript has 4 exons.